CAGUGCCAUAGUUCGUGUGUGUGACUGGGUUGGGGCCCCUCCUCCUCCUCCUCGCUCCUCGUGCCUCUAAACUCUCUCAGUCACCCGCCAGUCGGUCAGAGAGGAAGAGCGGCCCCGUGCGACUCCUCCCGUAAUGAGCAACAAGUGAAGUGGUGUGUGUUUUAAGACCCCCCUCGGUGUUCGUGUCUCUUAUAUUCAUUUCGAUUGAAACUUAGUAACUCUCCUUUCUAAAGUCAUCAUCCUUCUUUAUCAAACCCCCCCUUUUUUAUAUAUAUUUUGAUUCCCUUUUCUUUUGGGCGCGAGUUAGUUUCGCGUCGGUAGUUCGACGGGGGGGAAAUAGUAAAAAAGAAUAAAAAAAGACCUGCGAUGGGCAGCAGCCGUUUCAAGUUGGGCAUCAAAGUUUGUAGUGACGUCUGCUGCGGGGCGGGCCAAACGUUGGUGCCCUGACGAAAGUUGUUCCUAGUGGGUAUCAUUAGAAGUCGGCCCGAAAGGUGGGAUUACUUUGUGACUAGCGUGGCCCAGGAUAGAUAACCGAUAGAGUGAAUCGUAGCCAAAAUGAUUUAAUCGUUUCUGGUAUAAAGCCGAACAAUUAAAAUAAAAAACGAUCGAAAUAAGGAUAAAAUAAAGAAAAAAAAAAGUUGAUCUUAAUUUUAGAGGAUAUUUCUCUUAAGUGACGUUGGUUUUGCAUCGUUGCUCCUGCUGCUGCAGAAUCUUCUUUGCAAUAGUUGAUCCCUGAACCCCAACAGCUUUAUAUCAGGAAGUCCUCCUCUUCAUUUUGGGAAAAAGUUCAGAGGAAGUGAUGGAAGGAAACGAAACAGCAUCCAUCCUGGAGGAGUGGAAUUAUGAGGAACUGGCGCCCAAGGCUGCCAGUAAUUCCUCCGGGGAUACUCGCCUGUGGGGCCAGCAGCCCGACGAGGUCAACCAGAGGCGGGAGGAAUGCGAGGCCCUUCACGACACCAUGCCCUUGCCCGACCCCGAUUUCGGACCUUACUGCCCACGCACCUUCGACGGGUGGUCAUGCUGGAACGAUACCCCAGCGGGCCACACGGCCUACGUCCCGUGCCCCGAAUUCGUCACUGGGUUUGACCCUAAACGUUUUGGUCACAAAGACUGCGACGAGAAUGGUAUGUGGUUCACUCACCCCACCACGAACCAAACGUGGUCCAAUUACACCACCUGCAUCGACUUCCCAAAUUUACAGCUCCACCAAGGAAUCAACAUGAUCUACAUCGCUGGUUAUUCCAUGUCUCUCAUCGCUCUCUGCAUCUCUCUGUUCAUCUUCUGCUUUUUCAAAUCGCUCAAGUGUAAGAGGGUGACCAUCCACAAGAACCUCUUCGUCAGUUUCAUCAUCAACAACGCCCUGUGGCUGCUGUGGUACGAGUGCGUCGUUGGGAAACCGGAUGUCCUCUUCAGCAAUGGGGUGUUAUGCCAAGUGCUGCACGUGUUCCUCCACUACUUCCUGGUGUCCAACUACUUCUGGAUGUUCUGCGAGGGGCUGUAUCUCCACACCCUGCUGGUGGUGGCCUUCGUGUCCGAAGACCGCAUCAUGAAGUGGUUCUACCUGCUGGGGUGGGGCUUUCCCGGCCUUCUGGACCAUCAUCUACGCCGGAGUCAGAGGAUCCGACGAGGAGCUGAGAGUGCA
Molecule: messenger RNA, 1642 nt
Organism: Macrobrachium nipponense
Lineage: Eukaryota; Metazoa; Arthropoda; Malacostraca; Decapoda; Palaemonidae
Product: calcitonin receptor-like
Biological process (GO): adenylate cyclase-modulating G protein-coupled receptor signaling pathway; cell surface receptor signaling pathway
Cellular component (GO): plasma membrane
Molecular function (GO): G protein-coupled peptide receptor activity
Source: RefSeq, a predicted model, not a curated record